This is a messenger RNA of Thamnophis elegans (Western terrestrial garter snake), 2260 nucleotides long. It is a transcript of the gene GALC, whose product is annotated as galactosylceramidase. Gene Ontology annotation, cellular component: lysosome. The record is from RefSeq and is a predicted model, not a curated record. NCBI's taxonomy places the organism in Eukaryota, Metazoa, Chordata, Lepidosauria, Squamata, Natricidae. The transcript is spliced from 17 exons. Gene Ontology annotation, molecular function: galactosylceramidase activity. The coding region runs from base 142 to 2127 and encodes 661 amino acids. Gene Ontology annotation, biological process: galactosylceramide catabolic process.
UGAUCGCGUGUCACAUGACCGUGCUUGAGAUCAGGAGUGCGGCUGUAGCCGCCUACAGCAGAUUAACCUCGAGAGCAAGGAUGCGGUCGGUUGGCUGUCCCUGGACUUCCUGAGCGCGGCGGUUCCUUCGACCUUCCAAGGAUGCGGCUUUGGUCUUUGCUCUGGCUGCUGGGCUGCAGAGCGGCUGCUUGGCAGAGCGACGAUUACUGGCUGGAUGAUGCCGUCGGGAUGGGGCGGCAGUUCGAUGGCAUCGGAGCCGUUAGCGGCGGCGGGGCUACCUCACGCCUUUUAGCGAAUUACCCAGAGCCUUAUCGAUCUCAGAUUUUAGAUUAUCUUUUUAAGCCAAAUUUUGGUGCCUCCUUACAGAUCCUCAAAGUAGAGAUUGGUGGAGAUGCACAGUCUACAGAUGGCACGGAACCCUCCCACAUGCAUUAUGAAAAUGAUGAAAAUUAUUUACGUGGCUAUGAAUGGUGGCUGAUGAAAGAAGCUAAAAAGAGAAAUCCUUUCAUUAAAUUGAUUGGCUUGCCCUGGGCUUUUCCAGGAUGGAUUGGGAGGGGUGAGAAUUGGCCUUAUGAUUACCCAGAUGUUACAGCAUAUUAUAUUAUCUCCUGGAUUAUAGGUGCUAAAAAAUAUCAUGAUUUGGACAUUGACUACAUUGGGAUUUGGAAUGAACGAGCUUUUAACAGCAAAUAUAUCAAGAUUUUAAGGUACGCUUUGGAUAAGCAAGACCUUCAGCGAGUGCAGAUCAUAGCCAGCGAUGACCUCUGGGAACCAAUAACAUUUUUCAUGCUCACUGACUCUGAGCUCCACGAAGCAGUCAGUAUUAUUGGGGCUCACUACCCAGGGACAACAACAGUGAAAAGUGCUCAAUUAACCCAAAAGAAACUCUGGUCUUCUGAAGAUUACAGUACUUUCAACAAUGAAGAGGGUACUGGUUGCUGGGCUCGAAUCCUGAAUCAAAAUUAUGUAAAUGGGAACAUGACUGCCACUCUUGCUUGGAAUUUGGUAGCUAGUUACUAUGAAGGAUUACCCUUUGGAAGGUGUGGUUUAAUGACAGCACAAGAACCAUGGAGUGGACAUUACACUGCAAAUUCUCCUAUAUGGGCCACAGCGCAUACAACACAAUUCACCCAACCAGGCUGGUAUUACCUGAAAGUAGAUGGGCAUCUGGAAAAGGGUGGAAGCUUCGUGGCUCUAACUGAUGGGCUAGGCAAUCUGACCAUCGUCAUUGAAACAAUGACUCACAACCACUCACGAUGCAUCAGGCCACCACUUCCUCCCUAUGUUGUGUCACCCCAAAAGGCAGUUUUCCACUUGAAUGGAUCCUUUAACAAAUUGAAAUCUCUUCAGAUGUGGUAUUCCAAGCUUGAUUUUUCUACUGCCAACUAUACAUUAUUUCAGUCACUUGGGCCUAAAACUAUCUCUGAAGGAAUAUUGACGCUAAUAUUGGGCUUGGAUGAAAUCUAUACUUUGACAACUCUAACCACUGGCCAUAAAGGCUCUUUCUCAGAACCUCCUCCUUCUCAACCUUUUCCGUCCACUUACAAAGAUGAUUUCAAUAUCCGCAACCCACCUUUCAGUGAAGCACCAUACUUUGCUGAUCAAACAGGAGUGUUUGAAUAUUUUAUGAACUCUUCUGAUCCAGGGGAGCAUGUCUUUACACUCCGACAAGUGGUUACUCAGAGACCUAUAACCUGGGUUAUGGAUGCAACGAACACAAUCAGCAUUAUAGGCAGCUAUAAGUGGGCAAAUAUCAUAAUAAGCUGUGAUAUUUAUAUAGAAUCAAAUAAAGGAGGAGCAUUCAUUGCAGGAAGAAUUAACAAAGGUGGUAUAUAUAUUGCAUCUGCCAAAGGAAUUUUUUUCUGGGUUUUUCCUGAUGGCACAUAUCAAGUUACGGGAGAUCUCGCUGGUGUUGAAAUCUUGAUGAAAGGGUUAUCUGGUGUGCGAGCAAACACAUGGCAUACACUCACUCUGAUUCUCAAGGGAUCGAAUAUCGCUGGCAUGUUGAAUGGCUAUCCUCUAUGGGAGAACGUCACCACACACAUUCCAAAUAAUGGCUGGGCAGCUAUUGGGACCCAUUCUUUUGAACUGACACAAUUUGAUAAUUUUCAUGUUGAAGCCAGCUGAGGUUUCCAUCAUGCAUUGUCAAUUCUGAGUGUGCCUAGUCAAACCUUAAUCUAAUAAUUAAUUAUGCUACUGGAGAUUUUUGAUUGUUUCCUGCUAAUGUUAAUAUACAUUCAAAUGUUCUUUUGACUACAAA